Messenger RNA from Apis mellifera (honey bee), 2589 nucleotides. RefSeq names its product protein Wnt-1 (gene wg). Gene Ontology annotation, molecular function: cytokine activity; frizzled binding. Gene Ontology annotation, cellular component: extracellular region. Lineage: Eukaryota; Metazoa; Arthropoda; Insecta; Hymenoptera; Apidae. Gene Ontology annotation, biological process: cell fate commitment; multicellular organism development; neuron differentiation. The transcript is spliced from 4 exons. The record is from RefSeq and is a predicted model, not a curated record. Bases 332 to 1570 code for a protein of 412 amino acids.
UCCUUUAUUCCUUUCUUUUCUUCUUUUCUCUUUUUCUCUUUCUUUCUUUCUUUCUUUCUUUCCUCUCUGUAUCGUGGAAUUUUCUGUGCAACGAUCGUGCAAGUGUCUCUUAACGAUGAUUUAAACAUCUCUCUACUAUUUGAUCGUUGGAUACACGUGUAUCGUAUUUCCAGUGCUCCUCGACAGAGUACGCUUUGCUAAAACUUGCUAUGUGCGCGACACCGUUCACGGAGAAUACCGUGUGAUGUUCUUCGUAAUCCGGUGAGUGGAACGUUGGUUGGUGCAUGGUGUUUCGCCGUUCGUCGAGGAUCGACCAGAAUCGCGGGAGGAUAUGCACACCACCCCCAUGAUUGCAUUCGAUCGUCAACAGAAGAUGAGGCUUUGGGUGAUUAUCUGUGCCCUGGUGGUGGCGAUUCACGCGUCCAUCGCCGAAAUGCCAAGGAACAAGAAUCGUGGUAGAGGAUCGAUGUGGUGGGGAAUCGCGAAGGCAGGAGAGCCGAACAAUUUUUUGCCAAUGUCUCCAGCCUCCCUUCACAUGGAUCCCACAGUGUACGCGACCUUGAGGAGAAAGCAACGCAGGUUGGCCAGGGAAAAUCCAGGAGUGUUGAUGGCCGUGGCCAGGGGCGCGAAUCAAGCGAUCGCAGAGUGCCAACAUCAGUUUCGCAAUCGUCGAUGGAAUUGUUCCACCAAGAAUUUCCUCCGUGGGAAAAAUCUGUUCGGCAAGAUCGUGGACAGAGGUUGUCGAGAGACCGCGUUCAUCUACGCCAUCACUAGCGCUGCAGUGACUCACAGCAUCGCGAGAGCGUGCAGCGAAGGCAGCAUCCAGUCCUGUUCCUGCGACUAUACUCACCAAUCGCGACCACCAUCCACCACGCGGGAUUGGGAAUGGGGUGGUUGCUCGGACAACAUCGGCUACGGUUUCAAAUUCUCCCGUGAAUUCGUGGACACGGGCGAACGUGGUCGAAAUCUACGCGAAAAGAUGAAUCUUCACAAUAACGAGGCAGGUAGAGCGCACGUGUCCUCGGAGAUGCGGCAGGAGUGCAAGUGUCACGGCAUGUCCGGCUCCUGCACGGUGAAGACCUGCUGGAUGAGGCUACCCAACUUUCGCGUGGUCGGGGACAACCUGAAGGACCGAUUCGACGGCGCGUCCAGAGUUAUGGUGAGCAACUCGGAUCGGGUGCGUGGCAAUGGGAACGCGAUCGUGAGCAAUUCGGCGAGCAAUUCGGUGCACGGGCAUCGGGAAGGUCUGGGUCGUCGACACCGGUACAACUUCCAGCUGAAGCCGUACAAUCCGGAGCACAAGCCGCCCGGACCGAAGGACCUCGUCUACCUGGAACCCUCACCCCCGUUCUGCGAGAAGAACCCGAAACUCGGCAUUCUCGGCACCCACGGUAGACAGUGCAACGACACGAGUAUCGGUGUCGACGGCUGCGACCUGAUGUGCUGCGGCAGAGGCUACAAAACGCAAGAGGUGACCGUCGUCGAGAGAUGCGCCUGCACGUUUCACUGGUGCUGCGAGGUCAAGUGUCAGCUCUGCAAAAUCAAGAAGACGAUACACACGUGUCUCUAGGCCGACCCACUUCUCCCCCCCCGAUUUCCAUUCUUUUCGAAGAGACUACCUCCUUCCUGGCGAAGGACACAUUUCGGUAGUCGCUCGUCGUUUCCCGAAUCAAUUUCGUCGUCUUCGUCGUUGUCCACGACGAGAGAAGAAGAUGAUCCAUGCGAUGAUCCACAUACAACGUUGCGUUCGGUUUCGACCGAAAUCGACCGAAUCCCGCGAGGAGCUGUUACGGAGCCGCCGCCUCCUCCUGUAUUGUCUCUCAGUAUUACGCGAAACGAUCGAAACCGUGUAUAUUUAUUACGACGUUCACGGACGCGUAUUAAAGACUGAGACGGUGAGAAUGAAUUGUUAUCGGAUCGCGAUCCUAAUCUUAGAACGUUAGAUGUAAAAAUUUUGAAAAAUGGUCUCGCUGUACAUACGAUAUUGUUCUCGGAUUUUUUUCUCCGAAAUAUCGCAUGGCGCUUCGAAAUUUCCCACGCGUCGUGUUUUCUCCCCCUCCCCCCCUUUUUUGUUUUUUUUUGUCUUUUUUUAUAGCGAACGCGAGAUUCGUUAAACUCGUUAUUUAUUCCGAUCCUUCGGAUCGCGUACUUGUAUAUAAUAUGCGUAGAUUAGUUAUAUACGAAUGAAUAUAAAUUUAUAUGUAAAAUGUAUAUAUUAUAUUUUUCGAAAUAUUUAUCGCGCCUGUCGAAGCGUCGCGCGAAAAGUCCCCCCCCUGCCCCGCUUUUUUGUAAAUAUUCGACAUUGGUGAGAUGGAAACGAGAUAAACGAGUAAAUUAUUUUUAUAUACAUCUCUCUCCCUUAGCUCCUUACCGCUGUUACUUUUGAUCACGUGCGGCGAUCACCUAUCCAUCCACACGGAUUCGAGACCGUGGAAGAAACCGCAUUUAACCAUCCAGUGUUAGAUGAUAGUCUCGACAUCAAACUUCGAGCGAGGAAACGAUGAUUUAACGGUAAUUGUACGCGCAUCGUGGAUUCUUUCUUUUUUUUUUUUUCUUUUUUUUUACACGAUUUUUUGUAAUUUAUAAAAG